This is a messenger RNA of Girardinichthys multiradiatus, 1748 nucleotides long. RefSeq names its product secreted protein, acidic, cysteine-rich (osteonectin) (gene sparc). The transcript has 10 exons. The record is from RefSeq and is a predicted model, not a curated record. Gene Ontology annotation, molecular function: protein binding; extracellular matrix binding; collagen binding. Lineage: Eukaryota; Metazoa; Chordata; Actinopteri; Cyprinodontiformes; Goodeidae. The coding region runs from base 105 to 1007 and encodes 300 amino acids. Gene Ontology annotation, biological process: anatomical structure development.
UGUCUUCUGAGUGAACUGGUGAGCCAGUUAGAUCUUCUCUGGGCCCCGCACACGGCUGACUUCUCUCCAAGCGUCCCUGCUCUGCAAAGCUGAAGUCUUUGAAGAUGAGGGUGUGGAUCGUCUUCCUCCUGUGCCUGGCUGGCCACGCCUUCGCUGCUCCUACUGAGGAGGAGACAGUUGUGGAGGAGGUGGUCAUGGAGGAGCCAGUUGUUGAGGAAACAAAGAUGGGAAGCAACCCAGUACAGGUGGAGGUUGGAGAGUUUGAUGAAGCCAUCGAGGUUGUUGAAGAUGUUGCUGCUGAGAAUCCUUGCCUGAACUACCACUGCAAGAAAGGCAAAGUGUGUGAGGUCGAUGACGGCAAUACCCCCAUGUGUGUGUGCCAGGACCCCUCCACAUGCCCCCCUGCCGAUGGAGAGUUUGAGCAUGUCUGCGGCACCGACAACAAGACCUACGACUCUUCCUGCCACUUCUUUGCCACCAAGUGCACUCUGGAGGGAACCAAGAAGGGCCACAAGCUGCACCUUGACUACAUUGGACCCUGCAAAUACAUCGAGCCCUGCCUUGACAACGAGCUGAAUGAGUUCCCUCUCCGUAUGAGGGACUGGCUGAAGAACGUUCUGGUGACCCUGUACGAGCGUGACGAUGACAACAACAUGCUGAAUGAGAAGCAGAAGCUUAGGGUGAAGAAGAUCUAUGAGAACGAGAAGAGGCUACAGGCCGGUGAGCACUCGCUGGACCUACUGGCCCACGACUUCGAGAAGAACUACAACAUGUACAUCUUCCCCGUGCACUGGCAGUUUGGCCAGCUUGACCAACACCCCGUCGAUGGAUACCUGGCCCACUCAGAGCUCGCCCCCCUGCGCGCUCCCCUCAUUCCCAUGGAGCACUGCACCACCCGCUUCUUCGAGGCAUGUGACGCUGACAGUGACAAAUACAUCGCCCUGGAGGAGUGGGCCUCCUGCUUCGGCAUCAAAGAGCAGGACGUUGACAAAGACCUCAUCAUCUAAGUUCUCCUAACGAGAAGCAGCCGUUGGAGAGAAACUUCUAGUAGCUACUAACCGGACAAGGUGCUGAUGAUACAUAAGUUAAUAAAAAUUACAGUUAAGGUGCUAAUUGCAAUUUUUUCUGUUUCUUUCCUAUUAUUAAUUAUGCUUUCCUAGCUAUACCACUACAAAUCUUCCACAACUAAAACGUUCAGUCUGUACUAAUCAUCACUUUGUUGUGAACAUUUGAAUUCUUUUGUUUUUUGAACAAAAACCCAGUAAGAUAAAAACUAAAGACCUCUGAUGUAAAUUUGUAUUGACAUAUUAUAUGCUGUCUGUUCCAUGAUGUGUUCAGGGCUUUUUUUUUAUUAUUUGGGACCAGUUGAGACCAGACGAAUGAAACUGUAAAGUCAAAAAUAAAGUUUCCAAAUAAAUGCUCCCUCUGCUUGCUUCCUACUAGACCUACUGUUCAGUUUUUGCACUCUUUUGGUGGUGGGCUCCUUUAUUUUUACUGUCCUUUUGUGUAUUUUUAAUAGUUUGACUACUGGUAGCAAAGUCGUUCAUUUUUUUAAUUUCCAGAGAAAUCCGUGCCCUUGAAAGCAAUGCUUCUCUGUUCUUACAUUUGAACAAAAUUAAAAGGAAAGAUUUGUUUGAAUGAGGAGGAAACCUUGCAGGCUGAGAGUUUUUCUCUCCAUGUUUAUUUUUGUGACCCAAAGAGGUCAGUAGAUCUCUUUUCAUGAAUAAACAUCUAUAAAAACAUCUGAA